GUCAUCUUUAUGUUGUUUUUGAGUUCCUUGUGCUGGAAUGCUUAGACCUGGUUUGACCAUUUGGACUGCCUCUUGGACUACAACUCAGGGUUGCCCUGCCUGGAUGUUCCUUAUGAUGAAAAAUGUUUUAUUCCUGCAGACUUUGGCAAUGGGCCAGCUGCCUUGGAAAGAGCUUUUAAGUGACAUAGGGGAAAAACCAGCAAUGUUAUCCAUGCAGGACCUGGUCCUUACACUGGCACAAAUGCUGGUGAGAGUGUGCCCUUCCUAUCGACCAGAAAUCCGUCAGAAGGUCCGACGAUGGGAUGAAGAGUUGGGUGUCCAGCCGAACACUAGGCAGCCUGAGGAAACACAAUAUACACACGUGUGGUUUUAGCCACUCUUUCCCUGCAACUGAAGGCAUUCAGGGCUCCACUGUGAGCACAGCUGCAGGCCAUUAGUCAUCUGAAGGAGAGAUCUACUCCCAAAAGAGUCUUACUUCAGUUUGUUCGUCGGUGGAAUGGCCCAAUCAUGAAUGGUGAUGCCCUUUGCCAAGAACCUCCCUCCCAGCUUCCUGACUGGAGGGAAUUCUGUGAGCUCCAUGCCCAGGCUGCUGCGGUGGACUUUGCACAGAAGUUCUGCCAGUUCCUGAAGGAGAACCCUCACUACGACACCCCUGGGGCGGACACCUCCUUCUCUCACCAUUUCGCGGCCAGCUUCUUGGACAUCUUCAGCCUCGAGGUCAACAGGGUCUUCGUGUCCAACUCCCCCACCAAAUACAACAUUGUGCCCUUUGUGGGCCUUCAGAACUGCCACAUGCCUUACGGGCGCGACCUCUUGCCAAGAAAGGAGCAGACCUCCACCGAAUCUCUGGACAGCAUGGACCAUCCGGUGGCCUCCGGCCGUUAUCUCAAUCCGUCGCAGCAGGUCCAGGCGCGGAAGGUCUCCUCCUACGGUCAGUCCCGGAGCUCAGAGGACGUCUCUGUGCACGGUCCUUCGAAGCCGAAAUUCAAGAAAGGCUUCUCCCUGAGAAACAUGAGCUUGUGCGUGGUGGACGGCAUGAAGGAGAUGUGGCACCGGAGAUCCUCUCCGGAGCCAGGGAUGGAAGGGACGCAAAGCAGGCGGUCCGACAGAGAACCCUAUCCCCCCGGGAACAAAGAGCACAGUGACGCCAGGGAGAAAUGGACUCACAAGCUCUGGCUUUCCAAGGGACAAGCGUCCAAAGUGGAUCUUGUGGACAUUCAGAGGGAAGGGACCCUCCGCUAUAUGGUGGCUGACGAUACGAACUGCGUAGGGAGCUCACAGUGGCAAAAGUGCCGCUUAAUGCUGAGGAAGGCUGUGAAGAUGGAAGGGGAAAGGUUCCUCCUGGAGUUCUACGUCCCCCCUAAGGCUUCGAAAGCGAAGGUCAGCAUUCCUCUCUCGGCCAUUAUCGAGGUGCGAACGACCAUGCCGCUGGAAAUGCCAGAUAAGGAUAACACUUUUGUCUUGAAGGUAGGUUGCUUUGGGGAUAGUGGCGAUGACAUUGAACUUGCCUCUUGUACCCAGGGGGCUUGCCUGCCGAGCAGGGUGUCCUCUUGUAGCUGUGAGUUCCUCGCUGAAGAUGUGUCCCGCUUCCAAGACAGAUGUGGAAGCUCUGUGGCCCUUCCAGACAUGACUCCCAGUCCUGCUACUGUCGUCACUGCCCCCCAUGGCAGGUCAAGGGAUUCAGCAGAAUACAGAGCCCAUGUGCCACUGGAAAACUUCCUGCAGACGCUGGACUCACCAUCUACAGGUGGCCAUUCAACAGGGGAGGAGGGUGAGACAGAAGCAGAGCUCAACCUGGUGGAUUAUCCUUGGUUCCAUGGGACGCUCUCGCGGGUCAAAGCUGCUCAACUGGUGCUGUUUGGCGGAGCCAGAAGCCACGGAUUAUUUGUUAUUCGGCAGAGUGAAACACGGCCGGGUGAAUAUGUGCUGACUUUCAACUUCCAGGGUAAAGCCAAGCACCUGCGCCUGUCCUUGAAUGAGAACGGCCAGUGUCAUGUCCAGCAUCUGUGGUUCCAGACUAUCUUUGACAUGCUAAGACAUUUUCACACGCAUCCCAUCCCCCUGGAGUCGGGUGGCUCGGCCGACAUAACACUCCGCAGCUACGUGGUAGCCCAGAAUCCACUGCCUGAGGUCAGCCCCUCCCCAGCGGUUGCCUCCCAGCAGCUCCCUUGCAGAAAUGACCCCCAGACCCAACACUAUUUCUCCAGCUUUGUUCCGGUCACCUUCCAGCCCGCUUCGCCUUCCGAGGGGACCACUUCCUCCUCCUCUUCCUCCGCCAGCCAUUCGCUCUACCAUCGGAUGGAGGGGACUCUCAGCGUUCGAAGCCGAAGCAACAGCACUGAGCGCCUCUUUGAUUCAUCUGCCCUCGGGGCAGAGGAUUACCACGAGAGCGAAGGCUCCCGGAACAACAGAACCAGAGCGGUGGAAAACCAAUAUUCUUUCUACUGAUCUUGCUGAAGAGAACGGGGAUUUUUUUUCUCAGCAUACUGGGUUAUGUUUUGUUUUCUUUCAGAAGAGUUCCUGGGGGUUGGGGAGUUGAGAGCACGGAACGGUCUAUUGAGGGCUGAGCCUCGUUGUUGGUUGCUGUCAUGUUUGGAGUUGUUGCCGUCCUCUUGGCCUCUGAAUGUGUGUGUGAGUCAGUUCCAUCUCUGUGGCAUUCCUCUGCAAAGAAUUUACCUCCCUUUCACUUG
Pogona vitticeps (central bearded dragon) is the source of this 2690-nucleotide messenger RNA. The record is from RefSeq and is a predicted model, not a curated record. NCBI's taxonomy places the organism in Eukaryota, Metazoa, Chordata, Lepidosauria, Squamata, Agamidae.